GUAACAGCAAAUGAGAAAGCAGCAGUAUUCGGUACACAGGGUGUAUUAUUUACAAUGUCACAUCUCAGUGAAGCAUAUUUGGUAUCAUCAACAAUUAUUAAAGGCGCUUUAUCCGUUUCUCUUGGACGUUUGCAAUUUCCAAGUUUGGAUUAUGAUUUCACUGUACGCAUGUUUUUCACUGAAUCACAAAAUGGUGAUCAGUUCACAAAAUUGUGUAACGAAAUUGUACAGGAAGCGCGUUAUGGGAAACGUGAUGAUGGUACUUUAACGCUUACAAUUAACGGAGUUUACAUAAAGCAAGAUGAACGUGGUGACGUUGAGGUGAAUUGUCGUCCAAAACAUAUCAGUUGCUCGCCAACUGACAAUAUUGUACAUGUGCGUACAAAUAUGAUUGAUAUGGCUGUUCAGGAAAAUGAUAAGGCAUUUGUGAAGAAAGGACUGAAACGUGUUCAUGUAAGUCGAAGUGGAAUGGUUGUGUCCGAUGGUAAUUGCAUAACAUCAAUGGAUCACUUCGGACAUAUCAUCUCAUCAGCAUGA
This is a messenger RNA of Acanthocheilonema viteae, 537 nucleotides long. The record is from the annotation of a GenBank genome assembly. Lineage: Eukaryota; Metazoa; Nematoda; Chromadorea; Rhabditida; Onchocercidae.